GACAAUGCCCUCUGGUCGACUGCUUGUCGUCUUCGUAGCGAUAUCUCUCUUCCUGUCCGUCCGAGCCGUCUCCAACAAGGUCCUGAACGUUAGCUUCCCUAGCACUCCUCCUGACACAUCAAGGAAUAUCGUCCAUGAUAAUUUCUUCGGUAUUUCGUGGGAGCUGUACCCGCUCAACUAUCUAUGGGGCGAAUCACCUGAUGCCAUGCCCAGCGCAAUGAAAAAUUAUCUUUCAAACAUACGUGCUCGUAUGUCAACGCCAUUGCGUAUUCGCAUCGGUGGGAAUAGCAUGGACGGUUCUCAGUAUGUUCCUGGCCAGAAAAACAUGAUUACGAUUACGGACGAGAAUGCGAAUUUCAACGAUGUGCCAGUCGAUUUUGGACCCGUACUAUUUGAUGUUCUAAAUGCCAUGGCGGACACUGUUGGGGAAAUGCAGUUCAUACUCGGACUGAGCAUGCGUAAUCCCGACGCGGAUGACAACGUCAUUGAACUUGCUGCAGCUUCAUGGCAAAAACUGGGAAAUCGCUUGGACGCGUUGUUGUUAGGGAACGAACCAGAUCUUUAUGCGGGGCACGGUGAUAUCCAAGGAUACACGAUCCAGCAGUACAUUUUAGAUGUCGGAGAUGUCUACAAUGAUCUAGGGAAUUCCGUCUACGGCAACUUGACGAAUACGACGAUUAUUGGUGGGCCAACAAUCUGCUGCGCGUGGCCAUUGGAUGACGUGUUAAAUGCGGGCUUGAUCAAGUUCCCGUACAAGUAUUUCACGAUUCAGCACUACCCAACACAUGUCUGCGGUGGAUCAACAGCAGCGAGCUCAAACAUCACCUAUUAUAUUUCCCACGUGAAUGUGUCCCCAUUCCUUCGAUGGAACGACGAAGGAAUUGAACUGGCAAGAGAAGCUGGUGUGCCUAUGCUACUCACUGAAUAUAACUCUGCCUCUUGCGGUGGUGAUCCUAGCGUUGCUCCUACGUUCGCUGCGUGUCUUUGGGCUAUAGAUACUGCUUUACAAGGAGCAGCGCUCAAUUUUACCGGCAUGUACCUGCAUACUCGGGAGAUUGGUGUUACAUAUAAUCUCUUCGAACCACCGUCUAAGGAUGCGUCGCUAGAUAGCAACUGGCAUACCGGAGCCAACUACUACUCAUUGCUCGUGCUCGCUGAGUCUAUUUCGAACUCGACAUCUAUCGUUGUUGAUCUGAACAUUGAUAACUCGACGACCAACAACGCCUCGAGCGUUGCUGCCUAUGGUAUUUACGACGGAGACGCACGCAACCGCAGCAAGCUGGUAUUCUUUAACUACGAUUACCCUCGGGCAGGCGGGAACAGCUCCGACGCAAUCCAAUCAUUUGUAAUCCCCGCAAAUCUCACGUCCACUGUUGGCGUACGCUACCUUCUUGCAGCUAACAUUACCGAGCAGACUGCGAUUAGUUGGGCGAAUCAGACCGUAGGCGAGAAUGGUGUUUUGCAAGGUACACAGACUAUGGAGAUCGUCAACUGUACGGAAGGUUGCAGUGUAAAAGUUCCUGGUCCCGGACUUGCCGUCGUUUGGCUGGAACCCCAGAGCGAGUUGCAGUCUUCGAGCAUUUACUCUGGUAACUCGACGGUUGCUGGUGAUUCCCCAGUUUCCCACACCACGUCUGGCUCAAUCGUGACACGGAGAUAUAAUCUUCAUUUGGUGUUCGGUGUGGUGUUCACAAUUGUUAUCGGGCUGGCCUUCUAAAGUUGCGGUCGCUGUUUUUUGCUUGCGGACACAAGGACAUUUGGAAUUUUGAGUUGCGUGAAACUCAUUAAAUUUUAUGGUGCAUCUUUGCUCUCCCCAACUCUGUAUCCGGAUACAUUCACAUUUCCGCUUCCUUCCUUUUUUUGCUGUCCUCUCGCUCAUUCAUAAAUAUAUAUACCCAAGGUUAGAGGCAACUCUCUUAUCCUCAUCUAGAGCCAUAGUUCUCUGUAAUCAUUUCAAAUAAAUUAAAAUAUACAUAUCUC
Fomitiporia mediterranea MF3/22 is the source of this 1980-nucleotide messenger RNA. RefSeq lists its product as uncharacterized. Bases 5 to 1717 code for a protein of 570 amino acids. The record is from RefSeq and is a predicted model, not a curated record. The transcript has 6 exons. NCBI's taxonomy places the organism in Eukaryota, Fungi, Basidiomycota, Agaricomycetes, Hymenochaetales, Hymenochaetaceae.